Molecule: messenger RNA, 3333 nt
Organism: Toxorhynchites rutilus septentrionalis
Lineage: Eukaryota; Metazoa; Arthropoda; Insecta; Diptera; Culicidae
Exons: 6
Coding region: 1-3333 (1110 amino acids)
Molecular function (GO): zinc ion binding; nucleic acid binding
Source: RefSeq, a predicted model, not a curated record
AUGGAAGACCUUAAUUCUCCCCGGAACUGUCAAUCCUGUGCCCGGAAGGACUCUGCAGAGGCAGAAAUGGUGCAAUGUGAUGCAUGUAAGCUUUGGGAACACUUUAGUUGUGCCGGUCUCGAUGAUCAUAUCAAGCAGUCAAGUGCCUCUUACUUCUGCAAGGGAUGCGAUAAGCAAGGGACGUCCGGUGACGAUCAUCUUCAAGUUCCCGUUACCGACCAUCAUCCUGCCAAGGGAUCUAAGACAGGUCCGAAAACUAGUUCGAGGAAGGGCUCAAAACACCGAGCGAAGUGCAUUGAUCCUACUGGAAGCGUAUCAUCGAGUGUUCGUAUGACAGUGUUAACAGAACAGCUGAAGCUGAAUGAAGAAGAACGGGUCAUGAAGGAACAGGAGCUGAAGGAGCAAGAAGAGAUGAAUAAGAAUGAUGGAAGAAAAAGAGCGCCAGAACGUCUGGAAACCCUGAUGCAUUUCGGCCUCGCUGUACAAAAUCUGGUGGACCAUCUCAAAGCAGCGGGUCAACACAAUCAUCUUUCGAACCCAGUUCUCCUACAGGAGCUGGUAGAGAAGUUGCCUGGUUCAUUAAGGCUCGACUGGGCGAUUUAUAAGAAUCAACACCAACCAACAACGCUUGGCGUUUUCGGCGAUUUCAUGUCGGGGCUAGUGACAGCUGCAAGUGAAGUCUCGUUCACCCAUCCGGAACCUAGUACUCUCCAGAAAUUUGCAUUGCAGUCGGAUAUCCGAGCUAACCGACAGAAAAGUGGAAAAACUGGUAUUUUGCAAGCACAUUCCACUGCACAAGCUGAAGGUGCCGCGUCCAAUAGCGCUUCAACCGAGCCUAAACCGUAUAAGCAGUGUCUAUCGUGUGGCCGAGCGGGCCAUCGUGUAGCCGAAUGUGAACAAUUCAGCGACGCCAGCAUCGACGAACGCUGGAAGCUGGUUCAGCAGAAGGGGCUUUGUCGAACAUGCCUUAACAGUCACGUUACCCUCUACGAUUCCAAUACAUCUCAAACUAUCUACGCCUUUAUUGACGAAGGCUCAUCAUAUACACUCCUUGAUGAAUCGGUAGCAGACCGACUAAACGUCAGUGGCAUACUUGAGCCGCUUACCUUGAAGUGGACUGGGAACGUAACGAGGACUCGUACGGUGAGUCGACUUGUGCUACCUACUCAAAGUCUAAAAUAUGAAGACCUCGCAAAUCGUUAUCCUCAUCUACGGGAGCUUCCGAUUGAAGCCUACGAACUAGUAUGUCCUCAAAUCCUCAUUGGUCUGGACAAUUUGCGCCUGUGCAUUCCACUAAAGCUGCGUGAAGGUGGAUUAAGGGAUCCAAUCGGAGCGAAAUGCAGACUGGGAUGGAGCAUUUACGGGUGCGUUCCUAACUCACCAAAUCAAUCAGCGAUCCUCGACCUUCAUAUUGGGGCAGUAUCCGAUUCGGAUCGUGAACUGAACGAACAGCUUCGCGAUUAUUUUACUCUGGAAGACAUCGGAGUAGUUGGGCUUCGUGAGCCGCUGGAGUCAACAGACGAAAAACGCGCAAGACAGCUUUUAGAGGAAACAACUCGACCUAUCCAAUGGAUAGCUGUCAGGAAACUGGAGUCCUUAGAACGGCGGCUUCAGCGAGAACCGGAACUAAAAAAUCGCGUACAGGAUAUGAUUACGGAAUAUGAGCGGAAGGGAUAUAUACAUAAGGCUAGCUUGACGGAGUUGACUUCGGUUGAACCAAAUCGCGUCUGGUAUCUUCCCCUGGGCGUAGUUAUUAAUCCUAAAAAGCCUGCGAAGAUUAGAUUGAUCUGGGACGCUGCUGCAAAGGUGGGUGACGUAUCGCUCAACUGUAAACUACUUAAGGGGCCAGAUCUAUUGAUACCUCUCCCGAAAGUCUUGUCUCAAUUCCGCCAAUAUCCGGUGGCUGUGUGUGGUGACUUGAUGGAGAUGUUUCACCAGUUUAAGAUUCGACAUCCAGACUGUCAGUCGCAACGUUUCCUGUCCCGGAAAAGGCCAACUGACCCCCCGCAAGUUUACGUCAUGGAUGUGGGCACCUUUGGAUCAACCUGUUCGCCGGCCUCAGCUCAAUACAUCAAAAAUCUUAACGCAAAAGAAUCCGCCGAAGAAUACCCGCGUGCCGCAGCAGCUAUCAUCGACAGACACUACGUCGACGACUACUUGGACAGCUUCGAGACCAUUCAAGAGGCGAUCGACGUAGUGAAUGAGGUCAAACUGGUCCUGCAAGGAAUCGGCGAGAUUGCUGAAGAAGAAUUCAAAAGUUUGGACCUGGAACGAGGUGAGAAAACUGAGUCGGUAUUGGGCAUGAAAUGGAUCCCGCGAGACGAUCUAUUUGUCUACACUUUCGGGGACAGGGAAGAUCUGCAACAGAUUUUACGCCAAGAUCAUGUUCCCUCGAAACGUGAGGUUGCCAGACUAGUCAUGAGCCUGUUCGACCCACUUGGCUUCAUUGCAUUUUACCUCGUCAUCGGUAAAAUGCUCAUUCAGGAGCUCUGGUCCAAAGGGACAGGAUGGGACCAACUAAUACCACAAGAUAUUAACGAACGCUGGCGACUGUGGGCAGAUCAGCUUCAUAAUCUCGACUCGAUACGUAUACCACGCUGCUACUUCUCCUCGUCUCUUCAGAACGGCUUCGAACAUCUACAAAUCCAUCUAUUCGUCGACGCGAGCGAAACCGCUUAUGCCUGCGUAGUAUACUUCCGCUUGAAGACGGCAACCGGCGUGCAAAUCGCACUAGCAGGAGCGAAAACCAAAGUAGCCCCCCUAAAAGCUCUGUCAAUCCCUCGACUCGAGCUCAAGGCGGCCUUUUUAGGUGCUCGUUUAAUGGAGACCAUACAGGCAUAUCACACGUUCCCAUUCGAACGCCGCUUCUGCUGGAGCGAUGCAAACACUGUGCUCGCGUGGAUCCACUCCACCGAUCAUCGUCGGUACCACAAUUUCGUGGCUAUUCGGGUUGGCGAACUUCUAACAACCACACUGCAGUCAGAGUGGCGAUGGGUACCAUCAAAAAUGAACACCGCGGACAUAGCCACCAAGUGGCAUCACGGCUCACAGUUAACGAUGGCCAAUGCUUGGUUUCAAGGUCCGAGCUUUCUCUAUGAGCCCGAAGAAAGGUGGCCAAAUAAAAAAACGAACCCUUCGACUGAAGAAGAGCUGCGACACCCUCACAAUCACCUUACUCAUUUCAUCACCAAAAUCACGUUCGACAAAUUCAAUUUAUGGACGAAACUGCAGCGUGUAACAGCAUACGUACUACGAUAUAUCGACAAUCUUCGUAAACGGAAAAACGGCGAGAACCUGGAACUCAGCAAUCUUACCAGCGACGAGCUCCGGUGA